AAUAAAUUUUUAAAAAAUCAAUUUAUAAAAAAAAAUUGGUUAGGAUUUCAGAAUGUUGUAAAUUACCGGAAUUAUUUAUUAUGCAAUGAAAUGUAAUGUAAUUUAUUUAAAUAUUAACAAUUGUUUAGCAGGAAAUUUUUUUUUAAAACAUUAGAUCAAAAGUAAUGAUGAUUGAGAGCUGUCAUAAAUUAUCAGGAUUCAAAUUACUAAAAAUAAAUUAUUGGAGUCAUACAAGAAGAAAAUACUACAGGUUUUUAAAUCUAGACACGUGUAGAUGCUCACAAAUAAAUGACUCGAGUGUAAAUAAUGAUGUAAAUAUAAAACAUCAAAGAUUAUAUACUAGUGAUAUAAAAUUUCAGUCAGUAAAUAGUUUAUUAUUAAGACAAGUGAGAAAAACAAUGAAACAAGACAGACAGUUUAGUAUUGCCGCCAAAAUUGUUGACAGUUCUCCAACAAAUAUACGACCUUAUUUGAAACUGAUGAGGAUAGACAAGCCAAUUGGCUCUUGGUUGCUAUUCUGGCCCUGCAGUUGGAGUAUAGCUAUGGCAGCAUCACCAGGUGCCUUCCCAGAUCUUCAUAUGCUGGCUCUCUUUGGACUGGGAGCGUUCAUAAUGCGAGGAGCCGGCUGUACUAUCAAUGACAUGUGGGAUCAAGACUUUGAUAAAAAAGUAGCGAGAACCAAAGACAGGCCAUUGGUUGCUGGAGAUAUUAAACCGUUUCAAGCAUUAGUAUUUCUUGGAGGACAACUGAGUCUGGGUCUUUUGAUUCUGCUUCAACUGAACUGGUACAGUGUUUUACUUGGUGCUAGUUCACUUGCGCUGGUGAUAAUUUAUCCUCUUAUGAAAAGAAUAACAUACUGGCCGCAGUUAAUUUUGGGGAUGACUUUUAACUGGGGCGCUCUCCUGGGCUGGUCAGCAGUUCAAGGCUCAUGUGAUUUGUCCAUUUGUUUGCCACUUUAUAUUGCAGGAGUUUGCUGGACAGUUUUAUACGAUACUAUUUACGCCCACCAGGAUAAAGUUGAUGAUUUGCUAGUAGGAAUAAAAUCCACGGCGUUGAAGUUCGGCGAUGACACAAAAUUUUAUUUAACAGGAUUUGGUACGUCGAUGAUAGGAAGUCUGAUAACUUCCGGUGUGAUUUCUGGUCAAACUUGGCCUUAUUAUACGGCUGUCAGUGUUGUUGCUGGUCAUCUUGUCGAGCAAAUCCGGACAUUAAAUAUAAAUGACCCACAAGAUUGUGCCACUAAAUUUAUAUCCAAUAGUGCAGUAGGUUUAAUUAUUUUUGCUGGAAUAGUAUUAGGAAAUUUAUUUAAAAAAACCCGCGAGUCCGAUGAAUCUGCCACGACUUUAAAAAAUAAUUAAUUACUAUAUUAAUAAAUGUGGAUAAAUAAUUAUAAAUAUGUAUUUUACUGUAUAGUGAAUAAAGUACAAACGCUUAAUUUA
Molecule: messenger RNA, 1439 nt
Organism: Microplitis mediator
Lineage: Eukaryota; Metazoa; Arthropoda; Insecta; Hymenoptera; Braconidae
Gene: Coq2
Product: 4-hydroxybenzoate polyprenyltransferase, mitochondrial
Exons: 6
Coding region: 165-1358 (397 amino acids)
Biological process (GO): ubiquinone biosynthetic process
Cellular component (GO): mitochondrial inner membrane
Source: RefSeq, a predicted model, not a curated record